UAAAGAUGGCGAUAGAAGAGGGUAGGAGAUCAACUUUAUCCGUGAACAAUCGUUGCUGAAUGUCGGGUUGAGAGAGAAUAAACCGUUAGUUACCGAUUGUGUAGUUUAAUGGCUAGCCACCUAUUUCACUGUCAUUCGUGAGUCCAGACUACGCAACGUGAUCGAAUAAUCGAGUUGUGCCAGUGCACGAGCUUCCUUCCUUGCGACCAAACUGCAGAGUCCGUCCUGAGAAGAGCGGAUAAAGUUUAUUACGGAUCUGACUCAACCCUCUGUUGACGCUGAUUUUUUUGUUGUUGAUUAUUUGGCGUAACAGUCGGACACUAGCUAAACAGGUUAUCAGUAGUCCAGAGGUUCACAUGCCAAGAGAGAGAGGACGAAGAGGGGACACACUCAGGACGAUGAGUCUGGAGCACGCAGCAUAUACUCUUAAAGAAUGCCUGUGACUUAGGAACCUGUGGAUGAGGACAUCGCUGGAAUAACUCAGAAUUUGGACAUACACUCACGGUUCCUCUACCUGACUGGCUCUGUGCUGUAAUUGCGUCUGAUCAUUCAUUCCAAGACUGAUUAACUCAUGCACUCAUUUUACCCAGAGACUCCCUGUGGCUCAUUCAAAUACUGUCUUCAGGAAUAACAGAACGGACAGACAGACGGACGCUGAGCGCCAAGGAUGACGAGCGCUGCCCCGGCCAGGAAGCCGUACCGCAAGGCUCCGCCUCAGCACCGCGAGACACGCAACAGCCUGCCCUUGUUUCGGGAGGACCUUAGUGGGAGCACGCCGCCUGUCCACACCGCUGGCCCCAACCUGCCUGACCCCUGCCAGGACUCCUUAUCAGAUGCAGACAGGAUCAAGAUCCUGCAGCAGCAGAAUGAAGACCUGCGCCGGCGGCUCUCCCACACCACCCACAAGAUGGAGGCCAUGGAGACGGAGUUUGAGACCAGCCGCCACUACAUGCGGGAGGAGAUGGGUCGUACCCGCGACGACCUGGAGAAGAUGAGAGACAAGUUCCGCAGACUGCAGAACAGCUACACUGCCUCCCAGCGGGCCAACCAGGACCUGGAGGAGAAGCUUCAUGCCCUGCUCCGUAAAGUGGAGAGGGACAAGAAGACAAUGGACCAGGAGAUAGUGGAGCUCACCAACAAACUCCUGGACGCCAAGAACACCAUUGACAAGCUGGAGGAGUUGAACGAACGCUAUCGGCAAGAUUGCAAUUUGGCCGUGCAGCUGUUGAAGUGCAAUAAGUCCCAUUUCAGAAACCACAAGUUUGCAGAUCUGCCCUAUGAGCUGCAGGACAUGGUGAACAAGCACAUGAAGGCCAGUCUGCCGGAUAAGAGUUCCCAGGGGGCCCAGGGCCAGGACUCCGACACCAUGAGCCUGACGCCCGCCGACGUGGUGCCCACCUCAGUCAUUGCCCGCGUCCUGGAGAAGCCUGAGCCUCUGGUACUCAACUCUGCCCAGUCCAGCAGCAGCGCAGGCCGGCCCCAGGCAGAGGAUGUGUUUGUGCAUGUGGACAUGACUGGGCCCCAGGCAGGAGGAGGGGGUAGAGAGAACGGGGGUCCCGGUCACAGCAGCAGGGCCCCAGCCCAGAGCAGCCAGGCCCAGGAGCUCCUCCAGCAGAACGGCAUGUGUCGGAGCCAGAGCAGCCUGUCAGCAGACGGCCAAUCAGGAGAGGAGGGUAGAGAGGGUGGUGCCUUCGAGAAGCUCAACCCCUACCCAGCCCCCCCUCCGCCCCACCCCCUCUAUCCCGGCCGCAAGGUGAUCGAGUUCUCCUCGGACGACAAGGUGAAGAUCCCCAAGAAUAGCCCCCUGCCCAACUGCACCUACGCAACACGCCAGGCCAUCUCCCUCAGCCUGGUGCAGAACGACGAGGAGAACGAGCGCCAGCGCACCGUGCCAAACAGCCCCGCUGUGUCGGACGGGGGCUGGCGAUCCGGGACGUCCUCCUCCUCAGGGGGAGGGGGGCAGCGUGACCCCUGCCGCACCCCUACUCAGCUGGACACAACAGACCCCCUCUCCAACCAGUCCAGCCCCUUCAGCAGCCCCCCUCAGCCCCCCAGCGCCUUUGCCAGCUCAGGUAGCUCCGAGGAGGACCUGCUGGCCAACUGGCAGCGCAUGUUUGUGGAGAAGAUGGCACCAUCCUCUGAGGGCACCCUGGUCAACCGCACCUCCUUCAGCAGCGAGACGGUCAAGGACCUGGAGGGGACCCGGACCAGCAAGCCAGUGGGCGGGGGUUCCGACAGGGGGGCACUACGGGGGGCCUACUCGGACGGGGAGGAGGGGUCCUCCACCCGCAGCUGGACAGCAAGCCGAGAGUCCAGCCUGGACACUGACACCAGCAGCAUGGCUGACCUCCGCACCAGGAGGGGGCAUUACGGAGCAGACUUCUCCACAGAGGAGAGCGAGCAGCUGCUGAUGGCCCUGGACCCACUGGACAACGACCGAGACAACACCAGUGGCGACACCGUGUCAACGGCCAUCACUGUGGAGACCAGCCCGGCGGAGGCCAAAAGGAAUGAUUUUGUGGACGAGACUGGGUCUGUAGGCAGCUCUGCAGAGGAGAGAGACAUCCUACCACAGGACUUCCCCGUCAUAGCCCCCCGGGUCCUGGCAGGGCUAGAGGACUACACAAAGAACACCACUCCCCUUCCCGCAAACUCCUCCACUUCCACCCCCGGCCGACCCCUGAAGAGCCCAAAGAGGAUGGGAGUCCACCACCUGCACCGCAAAGACAGCCUGACCCGGGCACAGGAGCAUGGUAACCUGCUGGACUGAGACUACGGGACUUUACUCCUCUCACUUCAUCUGUCAUCUGACAGACUAACUCUUCAAUGGUCUGUGGACUCUUUAUCUUACCAGAAAAGAGAGCGAUGAUUCGUGUCGGUCCUCCCUUUGUCCGUGCUGCCGUCUCUCAUGAGUUUAGUCAGGAAAUACACACAUUCUCUAGUAACCACAUUCAAGAGCUGACUGUUCUUCAGAAGAUAUGUGCGAUGCCUGGCUGCCGGUUGAAUGGUCAAGUUUGCGGCGUUCUUUCCUUUGUUUUCCACUGUAAACCGCAAUCUCCUCCAGUAGCAGAACAAAGGGUCCUACAGGGGUUUCUGAAUGAGGAGACACUGCAGUUUGUGGUACCUGAUGGACGCCAUUGCGAGGAGACUGUUGUAGGGUCCCAAGUCCAGACUCACCCAACCAUGAAUCCAG
Salvelinus namaycush (lake trout) is the source of this 3193-nucleotide messenger RNA. RefSeq names its product tight junction-associated protein 1-like. The transcript has 12 exons. Bases 668 to 2770 code for a protein of 700 amino acids. Gene Ontology annotation, biological process: Golgi organization. NCBI's taxonomy places the organism in Eukaryota, Metazoa, Chordata, Actinopteri, Salmoniformes, Salmonidae. The record is from RefSeq and is a predicted model, not a curated record. Gene Ontology annotation, cellular component: trans-Golgi network.